This is a messenger RNA of Thlaspi arvense, 2466 nucleotides long. Lineage: Eukaryota; Viridiplantae; Streptophyta; Magnoliopsida; Brassicales; Brassicaceae. The record is from the annotation of a GenBank genome assembly.
AUGGCGGGUGUAUUGGUAAUAGGUGCUGGUGUGGGAGCUUUAGCCUCUGAGCUCCUGGAUGGUGCGAUCAAGGAAGCGAAGAAGGUGUUGGGGUUCAAAACUUUGUCUAGGGAGCUCGCAUCAGCGAUGCAGGAAGUGGUUCCGAUAGUCAUCCAGAUCGAAUCGUCGGGAGAUGCUGAGGCACUAAAGACUCUGAGGGUUACGAUCGAUAAAGCUCUUGUAUUGGUUGCGGAUUGUAAAGGCGUCAAGCGGUGGGAUGCAAUCUCAAAAUCUAUAUAUACAAGAAGAGUUGAGAAAAUCAACAAGGAGAUUCUCAAGUUCUGUCAGAUUCAACUACAGCUUAUACAGCUUAGGAACCAAGUGCAGCCGUGUAAGCUGCCUGAGGACAUCACUAAUUGUAUCCAAGCCAUUAGCAAGAGGCUCGAUCUUAUGAAUGUUCCUGCGCCCGUUUUCAGAAAUCUUUGUUCGGUUCUCCAGCUUGACGAGGUUCCUGUUGGAUUCGAUUGGCCAUUGACGAAGCUCAAGAAGGAGCUCCUUAAUGAUUCCGUCAACACUCUUCUGGUGUCUGCUGCUCCCGGGUGCGGGAAGACCACGCUUGCUACUCAGCUUUGCCACGAUCCUGACGUCAAAGGGAAGUUCAAGCAUAUCUUCUUUAAUGUUGUCUCAAGACCUCCUAACAUUAAGGCCAUAGUGCAGAAUCUACUCCAGCACAACGGUUACGCUCCACAUAUAUUUGACAACGAUUCUCAAGCAGCUGUUGGCUUGCAAGACCUGAUUAAAGAACUCAUUGUAGACGGUGAUGUAUUGUUGGUGUUGGAUGAUGUGUGGCAGGGAGCCGAGUUCUCGCUUCGUAGAUACUUUCAACAGAUUAGAUUACCAGGUUGUAAGAUCUUGGUGACCUCGCGCUUUAACUUGCCCAGUUUUGAUUUCACUUAUCAUUUGGAGCCUUUGGAGUAUGAAGAUGCUAAGUCGCUUCUCGUCCAGUGGUCCUCGCCGCCUAAUUAUCACACAUCUCCACAUGAGUAUGAAGAGCUUUUCCAAAAGAUAUUGAAACGUUGCAAUGGAUACCCAAUCGUAAUCGAAGUAGUCGGCGUUUCACUCAAAGAACAACCAUUAUAUGCAUGGAAAGGCCAGGUGGAAAGCUGGUCUCAGGGGAGAACAAUUCUUGAUAAUCCUCAUCCUACUGUGCUAGACUGUCUGGAGCCUAGCUUCAGUGCCCUGCAACCCCAUCUUAAAGAGUGUUUCUUGGACAUGGGCUCAUUUCUUGAAGACCAAAAGAUUCGUGCUUCGGUGAUCAUUGACAUAUGGUUGGAACUAUACGGUAAAGGUAGCAGUACUGGUAACGUGUACAUGAAAUACCUUAAUGACCUUGCUUCCCAGAAUCUGCUUAAACUUAUUCCGCUCGGGAGAAAUGAGCACGAAGACGGAUUCUACAAUGAGCUAUUAGUCACUCAACAUGAUCUCCUCAGGGAGCUUGCUAUCCAUUUAAGCUCCAAGGAGAAGUUAAAGGAAAAAUUGGAAAGCAAAAGACUAAAUUUGGAGAUACAAGGAGAUAGCUUUCCUGACUGGUGUUUGAAUUUAAGGGAGCCUAUCAAUGUCCGCUUCUUGUCUAUCUCUACAGAUGUUUCAUUCACAUCGAAAUGGGUGGAAAUGGGAUUGGAUUGCCCCAAUGUUGAGGCUCUAGUUCUUAAUCUCUCUUCAUCAGAUUAUGCACUACCAGACUUCAUUGCUACAAUGAAGAAACUGAAGGUUUUGAUAAUCAUAAAUCACGGUCAUGGUCCUGCAAAAUUGACCAACUUGUCGUGUCUCAGCUCGUUACCAAGCCUGAAACGGAUCAGAUUCGAGAAAGUUUCAAUCACUUGGCUGGACAUUCUCCUCCAUUUGCAACUCGGCAGUCUCAACAAGCUAUCUUUGGUCAUGUGUAGUUUCGGUAAGCUUGCCUCCGACACAAAAGAGAUAGAUGUCUCUAAAUCUCUAUCGAGCUUACAAGAGAUUGAUCUAGACUAUUGCUAUGAUCUCGUUGAGUUACCUUACUGGAUAUCUGAAGCUCUUUCGUUGAAGACACUUAGCAUCACAAACUGUAAUAAGCUCUCUAUACUUCCAGAUGCUACAGGCAACUUGAGUAAGUUGGAAGUGUUGAGGUUGUGUUCUUGUAUCAGUCUCUCGGAGCUGCCUGAAACGACUGAGAGACUCAGCAACUUGCGGUUUCUUGAUAUUUAUAACUGCUUAGGAUUGAGAAAGUUACCUCUAGAGAUUGGGAAGCUGCAGAAGCUGAAGAAGAUCUCGAUGACGAAGUGUUCCAAAUGCGAGUUACCGGGUUCAGUGAAGAAACUAGAGGAUCUAAAGGUGAUAUGCGAUGAAGAAGCUGGAUUCUUGUGGGUAAGGUUGAAGCCAAAAAUGAAAAAUUUGAGUGUUGUUGUGGAGGAAACAGAGCACAACCUGAACUUGCUUCAGAUGCACUUUUAA